Messenger RNA from Oncorhynchus keta (chum salmon), 1554 nucleotides. RefSeq lists its product as uncharacterized. The record is from RefSeq and is a predicted model, not a curated record. The transcript has 2 exons. The coding region runs from base 337 to 1515 and encodes 392 amino acids. Lineage: Eukaryota; Metazoa; Chordata; Actinopteri; Salmoniformes; Salmonidae.
AUAUUUUUAAAUGGAAAUGUCAAUGUUAUUCUGAAUUGCCUCACUUUUAACACUUUUAAAGAUGCACUUCCUCUCAAAUCUGUGUGUUCCAAGAUGUCUUCAUACAACCCAGAGCCACACAUGCUCACUAAACAUCUGUAAGGGGUAUAAUUGGAAUACACUGAUUUCAAGUGAAAAAAAAUGCAGACUCCAGGGGGAUAAUCGCAUGGAGAAGAAAAUAUGUACCUUGAUUGACAGUGUUAAAUACAUGGCUAAUUACACCUCUCUCCAACACACAGACAUGGUGGUUCUCUCUCCAACACACAGGCAUGGUGGUUCUCUCUACAACACACAGGCAUGGUGGUACUCUCUACAACACACAGGCAUGGUGGUUCUCUCUCCAACACACAGACAUGGUGGUUCUCUCUCCAACACACAGGCAUGGUGGUUCUCUCUACAACACACAGGCAUGGUGGUUCUCUCUACAACACACAGGCAUGGUGGUACUCUCUACAACACACAGGCAUGUUGGUUCUCUCUCCAACACACAGACAUGGUGGUUCUCUCUCCAACACACAGGCAUGGUGGUUCUCUCUACAACACACAGGCAUGGUGGUACUCUCUACAACACACAGGCAUGGUGGUUCUCUCUACAACACACAGGCAUGGUGGUUCUCUCUACAACACACAGGCAUGGUGUUUCUCUCUACAACACACAGGCAUGGUGGUUCUCUCUACAACACACAGGCAUGGUGGUUCUCUCUCCAACACACAGGCAUGGUGGUUCUCUCUACAACACACAGGCAUGGUGGUUCUCUCUACAACACACAGGCAUGGUGGUUCUCUCUACAACACACAGGCAUGGUGGUUCUCUCUACAACACACAGGCAUGGUGGUUCUCUCUACAACACACAGGCAUGGUGGUUCUCUCUACAACACACAGGCAUGGUGGUUCUCUCUCCAACACACAGGCAUGGUGGUUCUCUCUACAACACACAGGCAUGGUGGUUCUCUCUACAACACACAGGCAUGGUGGUUCUCUCUACAACACACAGGCAUGGUGGUUCUCUCUACAACACACAGGCAUGGUGGUUCUCUCUACAACACACAGGCAUGGUGGUUCUCUCUACAACACACAGGCAUGGUGGUUCUCUCUCCAACACACAGGCAUGGUGGUUCUCUCUACAACACACAGGCAUGGUGGUUCUCUCUACAACACACAGGCAUGGUGGUUCUCUCUACAACACACAGGCAUGGUGGUUCUCUCUACAACACACAGGCAUGGUGGUUCUCUCUACAACACACAGGCAUGGUGGUUCUCUCUACAACACACAGGCAUUGUGGUUCUCUCUACAACACACAGGCAUGGUGGUUCUCUAUACAUCGCACAGGCAUGGUGGUUCUCUACUUCACACAGGCAUGGUGGUUCUCUCUACAACACACAGGCAUUGUGGUUCUCUCUACAACACACAGGCAUGGUGGUUCUCUAUACAUCGCACAGGCAUGGUGGUUCUCUAUACAUCACACAGGCCUUGAUGAAUAGUAUGCUGUAUGCUGCAGCUGAGUAAAACUUUU